This is a messenger RNA of Bombina bombina (fire-bellied toad), 8468 nucleotides long. It is a transcript of the gene FJX1, whose product is annotated as four-jointed box kinase 1. The record is from RefSeq and is a predicted model, not a curated record. The transcript has a single exon. NCBI's taxonomy places the organism in Eukaryota, Metazoa, Chordata, Amphibia, Anura, Bombinatoridae. Bases 328 to 1929 code for a protein of 533 amino acids. Gene Ontology annotation, biological process: cell-cell signaling.
AGGCAGGGAGUGUAUGUGAGGAAACAUAUAAACCUGUGUAUAAGGACAGGCAUGAGAAAGAUAGAACACAGACAAAAAACAACUGUGUCACAUGAGGAGAGAAGAUACUGAGAGAGGAAAUAAACAAAACCCAGAAACUGCACAGAAAGAAACAAAAAGACAAAGCGAAGAGACAGGCAGGACUGGAGGAGAGCAAGAUGAACUCACUGAACUGACUGCCUCAGGAGCAGACCAUAAGCCCAGCUGGGAGAUCCUGUCCUGCCACUGCUUUCUAGGAACUGCCUGACCCACAGGGCUGCCUGCAGGGGAUGUGCCCAGGGGCACGGGAUGAAGGCUGUUGGAUUUCUUCUGCCCUCUGGGCUGCUGUUUGUGCUGGGCACUGCACUAUGGGGUAGGAGAGGAGACCAAUCCAUUGUGAAACAGGAGGGACACCUACCUCAAAAGGCACCCUGGGUUAUGCACCUAUCUGGUUCUGUGGGGCACCUACCUACAUCAGCUACUCGGACUUCAUACAGUCUAACCGCUCCUGACCUCUCUGCUAGAACCUCCAGGAGACUAUAUAAAACUAUAUCUGGCCUCUCUGCUGGAACCUCUAGGGCAGCAGUUAAUGAGACUGCUCGUGGACUCUCUGAGACAACCUCUAGGACACAAUAUAAUAAAGCCAACCUGGGACUAUUUGCCAGAGCCUCUGGGAUACAAUAUAAUCAUUCUGUUCUUGACCUGCUCAGUACACAGACUAACAAUACUGCACGUGGUGUCUUUAGGGCACAAAGUAUUGAUGGAAAUGUUAGGACUUCAAAACACUCCCCUAGUGUGAGCUCCAGCACUCAAUACAACCAAACUGGUCAUGGUCUGUACACUGGGACUGGUGCUAAUACCUCUUCAAACUUCAAAGGGGAUGGCAACACUGGGAAAGCUGGCCCCCUGAAUCAGGGCAUCUACUGGACGGAGGCUUUGGAACAGGCACUGCCCCAUGGAUUUCCACAGGUGGAUGUUCUGCACUGGCAGGAGUCUGCUCGUUCUGCCCAGAUUAUCUCUCUAGAGUGGGGCUGUGGGCGCAGCACUAACCGCGUAGCCACCUUGUCAGAUGGUAGCCGUGUGUGUGUGCGCUAUGGGAUUAACCAAGAGCAAAUCCAGGGAGAGGCUCUUUCCUUCUAUUUAUCACGCUUGCUGGGACUGCAUGGGGUGCCACCCUGUGUGCUCUCCCGUGUGGGUAGCUCUCAGUGGGCACCAGUACUUACAGAGCUAGGGUCUACAGGAUGGACACAGGGAGCAUUGGUGACACUUACCCCCUGGAUUCACAACCUAACCAUGGUAGUGCCACCACAGGCCCUGCAUGCUGACAGUGGGCACCUGAGGCCCCUGCAUGAGGAACUUGAAGAGGGCUAUGAAUGGGUUAAAGAUCUGGAUAUUGCAGAAAGAACUUCAGACAGCCCUGCCAGGGACAAACAUAUUGAACGCCCUGCAAGGGUGGGAGUGAUAGAUUUGGCUCAGUGGGCAGACCUCAUUGUAUUUGACUAUCUGACUGCCAACUUUGACCGUCUUGUGAGCAACUUGUUCAGUCUUCAGUGGGACCCACGGAUUAUGCUGCGUGGAACUAACAACCUACACCGUGCCCCUGAUGGGACUUUGGUGAUGCUGGAUAAUGAGGCUGGCUUGGUACAUGGGUACCGACUGAGGGACACCUGGGAUAAAUACAAUGAACAGCUGCUGGCCACAGUGUGUCUGUUCCGCAGGGGUGUGAUGUGGAAGUUGAGGGAGUUACACAUUGCACAGAGCGCUGUGCAGGAGCUGCACAUACUGUAUCAGCGUGCUGAGCCCCUGGCCGCAGAGCUGGGCUUUCUUACAGAGGCUCAGGGACAGAUCCUGCAGGACAGAGUGGGGAAUGUGUACAAGCAUGUGCUAAAUUGCCAGGACAAGUACAGCUGAGGACCUCUGGGAUGUGCAGUUUGAGCCACCGCUAAGACAGGUGCACCUGAGGGGACACAGGAAAAACUAGUCAGUGACCUGAGGGGACAGAGAGACAACUAGUCAGUCACCUGAUGGGACAGAGAAACAACUAGUCAGUCACCUGAGGGGACAGAGAGACAAAUAGUUAGUGAGUGUUACCACUAGAACAGGUAUCACAGAAAGUAUUGCCAGAACCAUUUGGGGAGUCAGGUGCACUAUAAGCUUUUCCAGAGGUAGUUUCAGCAGCCAAUAGUAACAGGUGGGCAGAGGGGGCAGAGAGGAGCCGUGAGUGGCAGCAUGCCCAGGAUCAGAAGGUUAGAGAGGGGUGGCAGAUGAAGAGAAGGAAUUUGGAACAUGAAGAAAGGUUUAAGUGGGCAUGUUGGGUGAGAGAUAAAUGUGUGGCUAUUAAUAUAGGUAGCACUGGGUGUUCUUUGUAAUCACUGGGCAGCUAUGGUGUGUAGCCAGUCAGCAGGACAUGUAGGAAUUGACAGGGACCUCUAAGAGGGGUAUAGCAAUGAUUCAACUCUACUUAGCUGGAUAGCCCAGAGGUACAGCUAUGAGCAAGCAAUAAAUCCCACAUCUGGCAGUGAGGGGUACACUAGCACACAGGUGUCGCUCCUUGGGCAAUUUCCUUCUCUUGUAGCGGGCUCAGUUUAGUGCACCCUGACAGGAGCGGGACCGGCAUUAGGAUCAAAUCAUAUCACUAGGAGGUCUCAUCCCCUCUCAGACAAGCAUUUUACUGAAGCUUCUUCUGUUAGUUCCUAUAUUCCAUUUCCCAAUUCAAAGCCAAUGUUAUUCCAUCCUAAUGCCCACGCCCUGCUCAGAGCCCCCGCUGCUAUUCCUACACAGACUGCAUCAGACCUGUAAGUUUUAUUUGCCCCUCAUUAGAAAAACAGGACAUAAAUGUAUUACCCAGACCUGUGAGUAUCAACCGCUCUACAAGGAAGGAUGCAAUUGAGGGCUUAGAAUAUACAUGGGCAUCUAUUACCCCCAAAAGGUUUCUUGUUGAAUCUGCAGCAUUUGGAAAUAUAUGUAAAACACUAUAUUAUCACUAAAAGGCAUCACUCCCUGCCACACCAGUAUCUUUUAAAAUAAGUCACUCCCUGCCACAUCUGUAGUCAGUGGUUUCAUUUCAGUUGUGUUCAGACUUUCAGCACUUUUUCUUGAUGUAUAUGAACAUUACACAACCCAUAGUGUACUUUUUAGGGAACACAUGAUAUUAGGAUAUUUUCAUGAAAAGGUUACUAUUUGUCUUACACUGGAUAAACACAUUUUAUAGAGGUAAUUUAUCAAACUGAGGUGUUUAGAGACAUUUAUGGAGAAAAUUGCACAGAGCUGUUUUAGAUAAAUUUGAACCUUUGUUGAAUUUACCCUUUGACCCUAAAGCUUUGGACCAACAGCCACAUCUGACAACCAGACGCCUCCGGAUAGUGAGUUAGCUGGGAAAUAUCUGCUAGUUCACUGGAGAAUAGAUCUCCCCAAAUUCCCAUGAAAUAGUUUAUUACUGGAAUUUACUUUCUUUGUAAUUUCAAAUAUUUUCCCAGGAACAAUUUAAUAAAAUCUUAGCUAAACCCAUUGACAUAAUGAGAUAAAGAAGAUGCAAAGUCAUUUUAUUGCUGUAGGUUGUGCUGAAUUUUCUGUGAAUCCUCCCCCCAGUCUGCAACAAUGUUCAGUUUAAUCAUCAGAAACAAAAUAAGCUGUUAGAGGCUGAUAACUGUAGGACCUCAAUGAGAUAACGUAGCCUGUCCCAGCGGCUCUGCACAGUUCUAACUGUAAUCUGGCUCCAGCUGAAUAACAAUUGUAAACAUUUUUUAUUUAUUUUUUUGCUUGAAAAUGGUAAAAAAAUAAUUCAGGCAAAUACUUCCAAAUAGUCAACCCCCCCUUCUCGAGACCAAUACAGCAAGAAAAGGCAAUAACAUGAGAAUGUGGGCUUUUAUCCAAUAAAGGAAACUGAGUCAAAAGCCAAUAACAAAAGUGUUGUUAAAGUGAGGUUGAUAUAAUACAUAUGAAAGAGCACUAAUAAUAAACAUAACUGUUGGUAAAGGAAGUUGCACACAUGUAUUGGACGGCAGGACAUGAAAGCAAACAAUAUUUAUUUUUCAGCACAGAAACAUAAAAAAACAUAUUAGAAUGACUUUAAUGUAUCUUUAAUUACUUUUAAUGAUAUUUAAUAGAGUUUAUUAUUUAUGGUAAAUGUGACGAAAUGUCAGUAUUUCAGCUCUCAGUAUUAUGAGACAAGCACUGUGACUGAUAAACAGAGGGUUAACUGUAGAUCAUGAUUAUGUCCCACUAAUAUACUGUGAGGUAUAGUAUGUACACCAGUGGGAUCUGUACACCAGUGGGAUCUGUACACCAGUGGGAUCUGUACACCAGUGGGGUCUGCACACAAGUUGGAUAUUUAUACCCGUGUGGUCUAUAUGUGAGUUUGGUCUGUAUACCAGAGUCUCUGUACACCAGUGGGAUCUGUACACCAGUGGGUUUGUAGGAUGUUGUGUAAGACAAAUUGGCUUGCAGUGUUUUGUCUAGUUACAGAAGCUACAUUUGCUGUCAAGAGUCGCCUACACUGAAUUUACUCAUGUUGUUCACAGGAUCACAUAUUUUUGUAAAAUUCAUUAUUAUAUUAUAUCUGAAAGGAAAUAUCUGUUGGUGUGCAGCAGCAUUGAAAGGGUUAACAGAUCUUGACAAAUCUUGGGAACCACAACUCAUGGCUGAUAAGUUCUUCAACAUCCUGCGCCACCCUAACAUGUAAUGCACUGUGCCCCUGCCUGUCUCACACCCUGUGCCACCCUAGCAUGUAAUGCACUGUGCCCCUGCCUCUCAUACACUUGUCUCACACCCUGUGCUACCCUAGCAUGUAAUGCACUGUGCCCCUGCCUCUCAUACACUUGUCUCACACCCUGUGCCACCCUAACAUGUAAUGCACUGUGCCCCUGCCUGUCUCACACCCUGCGCCACCCUAGCAUGUAAUGCACUGUGCCCCUGCCUCUCAUACACUUGUCUCACACCCUGUGCUACCCUAGCAUGUAAUGCACUGUGCCCCUGCCUCUCAUACACUUGUCUCACACCCUGUGCCACCCUAGCAUGUAAUGCACUGUGCCCCUGCCUCUCAUACAUUUGUCUCACACCCUGUGCCACCCUAGCAUGUAAUGCACUGUGCCCCUGCCUCUCAUACACUUGUCUCACACCCUGUGCCACCCUAGCAUGUAAUGCACUGUGCCCCUGCCUCUUACACACUUGUCUCACACCCUGUGCCACCCUAGCAUGUAAUGCACUGUGCCCCUGCCUCUCAUACACUUGUCUCACACCCUGUGCCACCUUAGCAUGUAAUGCACUAUGCCCCUGCCUCUCAUACACUUGUCUCACACUCUGUGCCACCCUAGCAUGUAAUGCACUGUGCCCCUGCCUCUCAUACACUUGUCUCACACCCUGUGCCACCCUAGCAUGUAAUGCACUGUGCCCCUGCCUCUCAUACACUUGUCUCACACCCUGUGCCACCCUAGCAUGUAAUGCACUGUGCCCCUGCCUCUCAUAUACUUGUCUCACACCCUGUGCCACCCUAGCAUGUAAUGCACUGUGCCCCUGCAUCUCAUACAUAUGUCUCACACCCUGUGCCAACCUAGCAUGUAAUGCACUGUGCCCCUGCCUCUUACACACUUGUCUCACACCCUGUGCCACCCUAGCAUGUAAUGCACUGUGCCCCUGCCUCUCAUACACUUGUCUCACACUCUGUGCCACCCUAGCAUGUAAUGCACUGUGCCCCUGCCUCUCAUACACUUGUCUCACACCCUGUGCCACCUUAGCAUGUAAUGAUCUAUGCCCCUGCCUCUCAUACACUUGUCUCACACUCUGUGCCACCCUAGCAUGUAAUGCACUGUGCCCCUGCCUCUCAUACACUUGUCUCACACCCUGUGCCACCCUAGCAUGUAAUGCACUGUGCCCCUGCCUCUCAUACACUUGUCUCACACCCUGUACCACCCUAGCAUGUAAUGCACUGUGCCCCUGCCUCUCAUACAUUUGUCUCACACCCUGUGCCACCCUAGCAUGUAAUGCACUGUGCCCCUGCCUCUCAUACAUUUGUCUCACACCCUGUGCCACCCUAGCAUGUAAUGCACUGUGCCCCUGCCUCUCAUAAACUUGUCUCACACCCUGUACCACCCUAGCAUGUAAUGCACUGUGCCCCUGCCUCUUACACACUUGUCUCACAUCCUGUGCCACCCUAGCAUGUAAUGCACUGUGCCCUGCCUCUCAUACACUUGUCUCACACCCUGUGCCACCCUAGCAUGUAAUGCUCUGUGCCCCUGCCUCUUACACACUUGUCUCACACCCUGUGCCACCCUAGCAUGUAAUGUGCUGUGCCUCUGCCUCUCACACACCCAGUACCACUCUUUAUCUUGCAUAACUAUCUCCCCUUGGCCUCAUGCACAUUCUGUCCACAAACAUCUAACUCCCCCAGUGCUUUUCCUUCUUGCAAACAAAAUGGAAAACCUUACCACCUGGAGUGCCCUGUGUACAGACACCCCACUGUGACCUGUGUACAGAUGACCCCUGCUGUGAACCCCUUUUACAUAGGACCCUCUGCUGUGACCCCCUGUGUACAGACCUCCUGCUGUGACCCCCUGUGUUAGGGUUGCCACCUGUCCCUUAAAAUACAGAACACUUAUAAGUUACACAUGUUGCAGGGUGUGCAGGGAGGAAUAUGAAUAGUGCUGUCCAGAAACACAAUACAUGUUCCUCCCUGCACACCCUGCAGCAUGUGUAACUCAUAAGUGUCCAGGAAAACAUGGCUGAGGUGGCAACCCUACCCUGUGUACAGACACCUUCCUGGUUUACUGAGGGCCCCCCGCUGUUACGCCCUCUGUACAGACAACAUCCCACUGUAACCCCCUGUUUACAGAGGACCCCCCGCUGUGAACCCAUUUUACAGAGGACCCCCGCUGUGAACCCAUUUUACAGAGGACCCUCCGCUGUGACCCCCUGUGUACAGAUCCCCUGCUGUGACUCCCUGUGUACAGACACCCCGCUGUGACCCCCUGUGUACAGACGACACCCCACUGUGACCCCCUGUUUACAGACAACUUCCCCUCUGUGACCCCCUGUGUACAGACAAUGCUCCGCUUUCACCCCCUGUUUACAGAGGAUCCUCCACUAUGACCCCCUAAGUGCAGACACCCACUGUGACCCCUUGUGUACAGACACCCUGCUCUAACCCCCUGUGUACAGACCCCCACUGGUACCCCCUGUGUACAGACACCCUGCUCUGACCCCCUGUGUACAGACCCCCACUGUUACCCCCUGUGUACAGACACCCUGCUGUGACCCCUUGUGUACAGACAAACUGCUGUGACCCCUUGUGUACAGACAAACUGCUGUGACCCCUUGUGUACAGACACCCUGCUGUGACCCCUUGUGUACAGACACCCUGCUGUGACCCCCUGUGUACAGACACCCUGCUGUGACCCCCUGUGUACAGACACCCUGCUAUGACCCCCUGUGUACAGACACCCUGCUGUGACCCCUUGUGUACAGACACCCUGCUGUGACCCCUUGUGUACAGACAAACUGCUGUGACCCCUUGUGUACAGACAAACUGCUGUGACCCCUUGUGUACAGACACCCUGCUGUGACCCCUUGUGUACAGACAAACUGCUGUGACCCCUGGUGUACAGACAAACUGCUGUGACCCCUUGUGUACAGACAAACUGCUGUUACCCCUGGUGUACAGACACCCUGCUGUGACCCCCUGUGUACAGACACCCUGCUAUGACCCCCUGUGUACAGACCCCCACUUUUACCCCUUGUGUACAGACACCCUGCUGUGAUCCCCUGUGUACAGACCCCCACUGUGACCCCCUGUGUACAGACAAACUGCUGUGACCUCUUGUGUACAGACAAACUGCUGUGACCCCCUGUGUACAGACACCCUGCUCUGACCCCAUGUGUACAGACACCCUGCUCCGACCCCCUGUGUACAUACACCCUGCUCUGACCCCCUGUGUACAGACCCCCACUGUGACCCCCUGUGUACAGACCCCCUGCUCUGACCCCCUGUGUACAGACAAACUGCUGUGACCCCUUGUGUACAGACACCCUGCUCUGACCCCCUGUGUACAGACCCCCACUGUUACCCCCUGUGUACAGACACCUUGCUGUGACCCCUUGUGUACAGACAAACUGCUGUGACCCCCUGUGUAGGAUUCUCAGUUUGGUCCCCCUUGUGCUGCAGAACCUGUAAUCUGUGUGUUACUUUAGCGUGUAGCACAUGAACUACUUAACUCUUACAUUGCCCUAGGCUUCCACUGACUCUCAGCCAUAUUUACAAUCUUCAUAUCAUUGAAAAGAUUUGUCACUUAACACUGAAACUUUCAUACAAAUCACAUGGUUUCCAUGCACUUUAUUUUUUAGUUUCUACAGAUGUUUUGUAUGAGAUGAUUUAUCGUCUGUCUCUGUGUUCAGAUCUGCUGAUCUCUGAAUGUAAAACUGUAACUGAGAUAAUAUUAAACACAUGAGAUUUUGCAGUA